AUGGAGGGGCCCCAGAGUUCCACCCAUGCCUCUUUGGGGCUCCUGCUGCUUCUGCUGCUGCCACUGGGCCCAGCUUGGUAUGUGGCUGCCCAACGCUGCCCACAGACCUGCAUUUGUGACAACUCCAGGCGGCAUGUUGCCUGCCGGCACCAGAAUCUCACCGAGGUGCCGAACGCCAUCCCCGAGCUGACCCAGCGGCUGGACCUCCAGGGCAACAUGCUGCAGGUGAUCCCUGCAGCUGCCUUCCAGGACCUGCCUCAUCUCACACAUCUGGACCUGCGGCACUGCCAGGUGGAGCUGGUGGCCGAGGGCGCGUUCCGCGGCCUGGGCCGCCUGCUGCUCCUCAACCUGGCCUCCAACCGCCUGAGCGCGCUGCCCCAGGAGGCGCUCGACGGGCUGGGCUCGCUGCGGCGGCUGGAGCUGGAGGGGAACAGGCUGGAGGAGCUGCGGCCGGGGACGUUCGGGGCCCUGGGCGCUCUGGCCACGCUGAACCUGGCCCACAACGCCCUGGUCUACCUGCCCGCCAUGGCCUUCCAGGGGCUGCUGCGCGCCCGCUGGCUGCAGCUGGCACACAACGCGCUCAGCGUGCUGGCCCCCGAGGCCCUGGCGGGCCUGCCCGCCCUUCGCCGCCUCAGCCUGCACCACAACGAGCUCCAGGCCCUGCCCGGGCCGGCCCUGUCGCAGGCCCGCGGCCUGGCGCGCCUCGAGCUGGGCCACAACCCGCUGACCUACGCGGGCGAGGAGGACGGGCUGGCGCUGCCUGGCCUGCGGGAGCUGGCGCUGGACCACGGGGCCCUGCAGGCCUUGGGUCCCAGGGCCUUCGCCCGCUGCCCGCGCCUGCACACCCUCGACCUCCGCGGGAACCAGCUGCACGGCCUGCCCCCGCUGCAGGGCCCGGGCCAGCUGCGCCGGCUGCGGCUGCAGGGGAACCCGCUGUGGUGCGGCUGCCAGGCGCGGCCCCUGCUCGAGUGGCUGGUGCGGGCGCGCGUGCGCACGGACGGCGAGUGCCGGGGGCCGCGGCGCCUGCGGGGCGAGGCCCUGGACGCCCUGCGGCCCUCGGACCUGCGCUGCCCCGGGGACGGGCACGGGGACGGGGACGGGCCGGAGGAAGAGCGAGAGGAGCGGGCUGCGGCCCGGGCCCGCGCCCCGCCGCGCGCCCCCGCGGAGGAGGACGGGGCGGCCGCGCCCUGCCCUCGCGCCUGCGCCUGCGCCUCCGAGAGCCGGCACAGCAGCUGCGAGGGCCGCGGCCUGCGGGCGGUGCCCCGCGGCUUCCCCAACGACACCCGGCUCCUGGACCUGAGGCGGAACCACUUCCCCUCGGUGCCCCGAGCCGCCUUUCCCGGCCUGGGCCGCGUGGUGUCGCUGCACCUGCAGCACUGCGGCAUCGCCGAGCUGAAGGCGGGCGCCUUGGCGGGGCUGGGCCACCUCGUCUACCUCUACCUCUCUGACAACCAGCUCUCGGGCCUCAGCGCUGCUGCCCUCGAAGGGGCCCCCCGCCUGGGCUACCUGUACCUGGAGCGCAACCGCUUCCUGCAGGUGCCAGGGGCCGCCCUGCGCGCCCUGCCCAGCCUCUUCUCCCUGCACCUGCAGGACAAUGCUGUGGACCGCCUGGCACCUGGGGACCUGGCGGGGGUGCCGACCUUGCGCUGGCUCUAUCUGAGUGGAAACCGCAUCACCCAAAUGUCCCCGGGGGCGCUGGGUCCAGCUCAAGAGCUGGAGAAGCUGCACCUUGACAGGAACCAGCUGCAAGACGUGCCCACUGGGGCCUUGGAGGGACUGCCUGCCCUCCUGGAGCUGCAGCUCUCCGGAAACCCACUCAGGACCCUGCGAGAUGGGGCCUUCCGGCCUAUGGGCAGGUCGCUGCAGCACCUCUUCCUGAACAGCAGUGGCCUGGAGCAGAUUUCUCCUGGGGCCUUCUCAGGCCUGGGGCCCGAGCUCCAGAGCCUGUACCUGCAAAAGAACCAUCUGCGGGUCCUGCCUGCCUUGUCUGAUCUCAACCGGCUUGAGCUCAUCGACCUCAGUGGCAAUCCCUUUCACUGUGACUGCCAGUUGCUACCACUGCACAGGUGGCUCACUGGGCUGAACUUGCGGGUGGGGGCCACCUGCGCUGCCCCUCCCAGUGCCCGUGGCCAGAGGGUGAAGGCUGCGGUUGCUGUCUUUGAAGCCUGCCCAGGUUGGGCUGCCAGGAAGGCCAAGCGGACACCAGCCUACAGGCCCGGAGGUAGAAGAACGCCCAUCAAGGGAAGACAGCAGGGAGCAGACCAGGUGGGGAAGGAGAGAGGCCGCCUCUGAGCUCGGAGCAGGCCGAUUGUGCCUCGACCCUGCCGGGUGGCUCUUACUCUCAUCAGGAACGGGCUCCGAGAUCUUCCCUGCAGCCUGCGGGUCGUGUUCCA
Molecule: messenger RNA, 2393 nt
Organism: Cynocephalus volans (Philippine flying lemur)
Lineage: Eukaryota; Metazoa; Chordata; Mammalia; Dermoptera; Cynocephalidae
Gene: CHADL
Product: chondroadherin like
Exons: 6
Coding region: 1-2292 (763 amino acids)
Cellular component (GO): extracellular matrix
Molecular function (GO): protein binding
Source: RefSeq, a predicted model, not a curated record